Messenger RNA from Bombina bombina (fire-bellied toad), 3535 nucleotides. RefSeq lists its product as uncharacterized. Bases 576 to 2603 code for a protein of 675 amino acids. The transcript has 2 exons. The record is from RefSeq and is a predicted model, not a curated record. NCBI's taxonomy places the organism in Eukaryota, Metazoa, Chordata, Amphibia, Anura, Bombinatoridae.
AGUGCGCUAUCUCCUGCCAGAUGUUAAUUCUGCAAAAGGGCUUUAGCAAUAAGUAUAGCAUGGUACAUGAAGAGGAGUGAGCUGAGGUUAGCGUGAAGAUAAUUUUAGCAUAAGCACAGUGACCUGCGCUACAUAUAGCACUAGUUGUGACCCUGAUAUUGGAACUGACCAUGCAGUUGUUUUGAUGCCAAGACCUAUGGGGGAGGGGGGGAGCCCGGGAGACCCUGUCUUUCUUGUUUCUGGCCUGAUCCUGACCCUGGCAUGUUACCUGGUUUAAGCUCUUUGCCUCACCCUUGCCUGUGCUGUAAACUGAUUACCUGGCUGCUGACCCCUGGAACAGAAUUUUGGAUUAUUCUUCUGCAUCAUCCUUCUGCUUUGAUGUUGGGUUUUUGAUUACUAAUUUAGUAUUAAACCUUGGUCAGACUACUCUUCUGAUUAUCACCUGAUUACCAAUAACUGCUGCUGCUUGCCCUGUGUUAUCUCAGACUUGUACCUAUCCUGGCCCUCCAAAGCAGCUACUGCAGAGUUAGUUCCAGUUUAUUCACAGGCUCGUCAGAAGAUUGAGUUCAGAAGAAAUGAAACCUAGCCAAGGAGGAUGGUGUCUUUUUCUGGCACAACUGAUGAGUAUAAACUGUAUCGGAAUGGGAAGAGGGAGACCACCAAUUAGACCAGAGGAUACAGCAUAUAAGGGACUUAUUUUAAAAGGAAUAGAGGAUAGAUAUAUACAGGCAGAUAGAUUUAUUUGGCCGAGGGAGUUAAAAGUAAAAGAAAUUGGUGACUUACAUUUGAAUAUCAUGUUGCCAAAUGAUAGUAUGGGGUUAGCUCUUAGGGCACCAAUAAAUGUGACCAAGGGACAAGAAUGGAACUGGGUGGUUAGAAAUGGGCAGGUAACAGCUAAUGGAAUAUUUAUAGAUCGUGUGAAAUUGACUUCAACCUCCCAAGGAUACUAUAAACAUAUUAAUAUCAUAGUAAGCAACAUAUCUUUAAAUGAGGGUGGUGAAUGGGAGGUUGCCACUAUAGCUUCACAUCCCAAUAAAGAAUUGAAAUGCAAUCUUAACACUGGAGAGGGGUGUGUAUUAACAGUAGAUGAGGUAACACUUUCAGUACAGAAAAGGGAAAAUUGUAAAGAUCAGAUAAGAAUUCCAUGGCCAAAAAGGGGAAUCAUUGUAGUCCCUACACAUGAAACUGUGGUACAAGGUGUAGGAUGGACAUAUUACCCCAUAAUGUUAGAUUUUAAUUAUUUCAUGAUUCCUUUAAGGUGCUCAAGACAGCAGCGCGAAUGGUUCAAAGGAAGGACACAGGAGAUUAUUGAUGAGUGGACAGAAACAAAGAGAAGGGACAAGCGAGAUACCAUAGCAACAAUUUUGGGAGGAGUUGGAACCGGAUUAGGUGUGUGGAACUCAGCUGAUAUCAAAGGACUUAAUAGCAGAAUUAACUCUCUGACAGAUGGUUUUGGCCAUGCCAUGAAAACAGGUGGAGUAGCCGACUCACUUAUUGUAGAGAAGUUGGGAGACAAUGUAGAUGACAUACACACCAUUGCCCACAAUUUACAACUAGUGGAGGAGAACAUUGCCGACAUCUCAAACAGUAUUAAAAAUGAAGAAAUAGGAGCUGCCAUCUUUUGCUCCAUGACCGGGAAUAAACUAUUAUCUGAUCUGAAGGAUACUAUAAAUGAUAUAAAAGGAAACAAGUGGACAGAAAAACUUAAUGCAACUAAGAUCAUAGCAACAUUAAGGAAAAAAGGUGUGAUAGUUACAGAGGACAAUUUAAAGCAUGCAUACAUUGAGGGACCAGGACAAUGGCUACCGGAAGAAUCUGAAUCUGGGAGAGUAGGACUAAUCCUAGCAUUUCCACGUUGGGAAGGAGAAGCGGAACCAUUGAAUUUUGUGCAUAGUAUUGGUACUUUUAGCCAAAGCACCUACCAGCAACAUUUUCCUUCAAAAAAAUUGGCAACUAUUACAGAAGUAGUAAUUGAUGAAGGCUGUUGCAAGAAAGUUCAACAUCGAUGGCUAUGUACCUGCACCUGGGAAACUAGAGACAUUGAGAAUGGAUGGGUGCAGUUUACAAAAGCUGAGCUGGUACGCAAGGUCAUUCAUAUUGGAGAUAUGGCCUGUUUCAUAGGCCAUAAGGAGUACAAAACAUCAGAUGAGACAUGCCCAGUGGAAGAAGGGACAUGUGUUAGAGUAACAACACCCCUCCAUGUUGGAACACAUACUGUCUUUCCAUCAGGAAACCUCACUACUGACUGCAUGAAUUUUACUGAGGACACUGUCUGGGAGAAUUGGACUUUGAAGCUUUUUCCUCCUAUUCCUAAGCUCACUUUGCAGUUACAUGAACUAGUACAACGUACUAAACAGCAGCUACGCCCCAUCAGCAAUUUGCUUGAGCAACAAAAUAAUGAACUUGAAAAAACUAAAGAAGAAGUUAUCCAUCCAUGGUGGGGAGUACUCACUGAUGUAGAAACACACCCGAUAAUGAGAACUCUCUCCUUAAUGCUUAUGUUUAUCCAAGUUAUAACAACAGCUGUGAUACUGUAUUUUUGUGUGAUAUUAAAGAAGAUGAAGAGGAAGCUGAAAGCAAGGAACCAAAAUGACUUUAUUUAAGUGUUAUUCUUGUUGUUCAGGCACGACUGCAUACUCUUCUAAUAAAGUUUACCCAUAAAUUCACACACAAUCACAUACACAUCCCUCAUCAGGUAAGUAUGCUUUGCCAAACCCACCGUCAUGCACCCACAUUUCUCUCUAUCUUCUGAUAUUUUGUUUUUCUGACUUGUAUUAAUUUGUUUGGAUUGUGUUGGGAGUAAUAGUUAGUUUUUAUUAUUAAUUGUAUAACAUUUAGGUUAGCAGUUGACAGUCCUAGGAAAGUACAGAAGAGCUCAAGUCGCCAAGGGAUUUAUUCCGGAGGGACGCUGGGUUGAAUUUUUCCUAUAAGGUUUUCGCUCCCACUGGGUUCUUCUGUAUUAAUGGGUAUAAAUAGAAAACGGGGCAACAUAGGAGAAAUUAAAGUGGGGGAAUGUGGUGUCAUAAAACCAGAGAAUUUAUCCCUAGAGUGUUCAAGUAGUUAAUUCUUUAAUUUACAAACAUAUUUUAAAAUAUAGACUAGGUCUCUGGCCUAGUCUUUGUCUAAGAAGGACACUCCCAUAUAGCCUUUUGAUUGGUGUAUGGUAGGACACACCUUAAAUGAAUUAAGUAUACAAUGGGAGCCAACAGUUAGUAUACACACUUUUUUAUCUUCCUCACCUCCUGGAAGCAACUGAGAGAGAGAGAGCAUUGGAGGACUGAACUGGCUGAGUAUAUUAGCAUUCGUAUACAUUUUACUUUGGGAUAAAUUCUCUUGUUCACUAUGUUUAGUUAAUAUUGCUUAAUCUGGGUUUGUUUAAAAUAGAGUUGCCCCAUAUAAUUUGGACUGUAUCUUUAUGUUUGUAGCUCUUGGUAUUUCUUGAGACUUGUUUUAUAUUUUGUAGCCUAUAGAUAAUUGUUAAUCUUCAUACCUAUAUUAUUUGUCUUCCAAUAAAAUAAUUUUAAAAAGUGGACAA